Cryptococcus wingfieldii CBS 7118 is the source of this 1773-nucleotide messenger RNA. RefSeq names its product protein arginine N-methyltransferase 3. Gene Ontology annotation, cellular component: nucleus. The record is from RefSeq and is a predicted model, not a curated record. The coding region runs from base 1 to 1773 and encodes 590 amino acids. The transcript has 5 exons. Gene Ontology annotation, molecular function: protein-arginine N-methyltransferase activity. Gene Ontology annotation, biological process: peptidyl-arginine methylation. Lineage: Eukaryota; Fungi; Basidiomycota; Tremellomycetes; Tremellales; Cryptococcaceae.
AUGUCCUACAAAGUAUCCGCCAACGCCCCCCUCUCCAUCUCCUCCUCUUCCUCCGUCUCGGACGAUGACGACGAUAGGGUCUCCGACUGGGCUUCCUCUUUCGGCGAGGCUCAGCAGACAAAGUCUCUCUUCGACGACUCUCUCUUGCCCAAUCCUCCCCUCGCUCUCUGGCACGACCUCGAAAAACACGGCUUUGACCUCAAAGAUGCCGUCGAAAAGCUCAACCUGGACAUGUUUGGGAGAAUCAGGCUGAUCAACUUGAUCAGAAAUGCUGGCUUGAGCAAGGAGCAGAUCUAUGCUCUCAAGUCUGAUGACACCGUCUUCCAGGACGACAACCUCUUGAUUCCCGUCAUUCCUGACGAUCCUUAUCUUCAAUACGACUUUGACGACUCUUGGUCCGAUGAUGAGGACGAGUCUUCCGCCGCUCCUGCUCCUACUACCGGACCUUCUUCUUCCGCCACCGACAACAAGGGCCCUGAAGACGACCGAUCUACGGCUCUGGAGAAGGAACUCGAGAAGGCUAGACGGGACUUGGCGGCCAUGCAAUUGUUGGUCACCAAGACUCUUGGUGCCGAAGACGACGAUGAGAAGACCGAAUUGAAAGACGAAAAGGCCGAUGGAAAGGGCAAGGGCAAGGCUGCUGUCAGGGAUGAUGACUCGCACUACUUCCAAUCGUACGAGGAGAAUGGCGAGUCCUUCUCAUAUCGAAUAUCCAUUCACGAAAUCAUGCUGAAGGACACUGUCCGAACCGUUUCCUACGCUCGAUUCCUGCUUUCCAACCCUCAGAUAUUCAAGGGCGCUACAGUCAUGGACGUCGGUUGCGGUACCGGAAUUCUGUCCAUGCUCGCCGCCAGAGGUGGUGCCAAGCACGUCUACGCUAUCGAGGCUUCCAACCUGGCGGUCAAGGCUCGCGAGAACAUAAAAAAAAAUGGAUUCGCAGAUGUUAUCACUGUCAUCCAGGGCAAGGUUGAGGACAUCCAGUUGCCAGUGAAGGAGGUGGAUGUCAUCGUCAGCGAGUGGAUGGGAUACAUGCUGUUGUACGAAUCCAUGUUGGACUCUGUAUUGGUCGCGCGAGACCGAUUCCUCUCCCCCACCGGUCUCAUGGCUCCCUCUCAAACUCGUCUCGCCAUCUCUGCCAUCACUGGCGAGCGCGUCUUCCGAGAGCGUGUUCACUUCUGGUCCUCUGUCUAUGGCUUCGACCUGACUACCAUGGGCGGCAUCUCCUUCGACGAGGGCCUGAUAGAAGUUGUCGACGCUGAAGAGAUUGUCACUACCGAAUCCAUCGUCCGAGACAUCAACUCCCACGACGCCACCAUCAAAUCCCUCGACUUCCACUCUCCCUUCACGCUCAAGGCCACGAGUGACAAGACCGAGACUGUCCGAGCAUUCUUGACGCACUUUGACACAUUCUUCUCUCCUCGCUCUGGGGCUGAUUCCCACUACCCCACUUCGCACCCUGUGUCCAUCGGUCAGUUCGGGGACGACGAGUACCUCAAGCCCGUUGAGCCUGUUGUGCCCUCUUCUGCCGAGGCCGGCGUCACGGUUAGCUUCACGACAGGACCCAGGGGCAAGUACACCCACUGGAAGCAAGUUGCCUUCCUUCUGCGCGACCCUAUCCAGCUUGCUCAGGGAGAGGAGAUCACUGGUCAAUUCAGAUGUAAAAAGUCGUCGACAAACUCGAGAGAGCUGGAUGUGGAGAUCUACUGGAAGAAGGGCGUGGAAGGUCAGACAGGUGACGGAGAGUACACUUGCCAGGCUUUCAAGGUUCGAUAA